Messenger RNA from Populus nigra (black poplar), 2241 nucleotides. RefSeq names its product protein GRAVITROPIC IN THE LIGHT 1-like. NCBI's taxonomy places the organism in Eukaryota, Viridiplantae, Streptophyta, Magnoliopsida, Malpighiales, Salicaceae. Gene Ontology annotation, biological process: negative gravitropism; response to red or far red light. The coding region runs from base 303 to 1664 and encodes 453 amino acids. The transcript has 2 exons. The record is from RefSeq and is a predicted model, not a curated record.
CAGUAACCAAAAGGGAAAAGCAAGCAAGAGAGAGAUCUUCUUUUUCUUUAUUUCCCGCGCUUUAAAUCCAACUUUUUUGUUGUUUUUGUACUUUAGCUUAGCCCACCUCUAUCUCCGGCUCCAAUCUGUGAGUCAAAAUUUUGUGUCUACUUUUCUUUCUUAUCAGAUAGCGCAAUCACUUGUUGCAAUCCCCAGAACCUUUUCUUUCUUUAAUUUUCUCUAACAAAAGAUCACUCGAAGAAUUUCUUGCCCAAAACCCCAUCCACAGUCUUCAACUCUUCAUUUAAUUUCCUUCUAAAAUUAUGGAGACAAUUAAAUGUAGAUCACUCACAAACAACAAGAGCAAGAUAGCAAGAACAAUCCAAAAGGUUAUCAACCUCAAGACUGCAACAAGAAUUGCUUCAAAUAAUGGGAUUGGCAUUUGCUUGCUAACACCACACAACAAAUUUGAUCAAGAUGAUUUAAACACCACCUGCAAAUCUCAAAACAGUACCGAUAAUCACAAGCAGAAAGAUGCUAAGGCCAAGCGCAGAGCAAUCUUGGAGGCAUUGGUGGCAAAGCUAUUUGCAAGCAUUACUACGAUUAAAGCAGCUUAUGCAGAGCUACAAAUGGCUCAAAACCCUUAUUGUGGUGAUGCUAUACAAGCUGCAGAUCAGGCUGUUGUUGAUGAGUUGAAACAAUUGUCAGAACUUAAGCGUAGUUUUUUCAAGAAUGAGCUUCACCUUUCACCACAGGUGACCAUGAUGCUGGCAGAGAUUCAAGAACAACAGAGCUUAAUGAAGACCUAUGAGAUCACAAUCAAGAAACUGGAAACAGAUGUUGAGGUUAAAGGUUCAGACAUUGGUUCACUCAAGAAACAGCUUGACGAGGCUAUUGCAUUUAACAAGUCAAUUGAGAAGAGACUAAAUGCAAGUGGGCCUCUAUCAAUGUUUGACAACAUUCAGUUUUCACUCCUAAACCCAACUCAUUUUGCUCAACUCUUGCAUUAUACUUUAAGAUCUAUGAAGAGUUUUGUGAAAUUAAUGGUUCGAGAAAUGGAGGUAGCCCACUGGGAUAUUGAAGCAGCUGCAAAAGCAAUUGAACCAGAGAACAUUGUGUUUUCAAAGCCAAGCCACAGGUGCUUUGUCUUCGAAUCUUUUGUGUGCAAAACGAUGCUUGAAGGUUUCAAUCAUCCAAACGAAGAGCAUCAGAGUGAAUACUACUACUUCAUUGAAUUCAAGAAGAUCAAAUCUGUAAACCCAAAACAGUUCUUGACUCAUAAUCCAGACUCAUCAUUUGCAAGAUUCACAAGGGCUAAGUAUCUUCAACUUGUCCAUGCAAAAUUGGAGUGCUCUCUGUUUGGGAAUUUAAACCAGAGAAAGCUAGUGAAUUCUGGUGGAUUCCCAGAUUCUGCUUUCUUUAAUGCAUUUGUUGAGAUGGCUAGAAGGGUAUGGGCCUUGAAUCUCUUAGCUUUCUCAUUUGGCGAAGAUGUCAGUAUUUUUCAAGUAAGCAAGAAUUGCAGAUUCUCUGAUGUCUACAUGGAGGCUGUAACACAAGACUCAGAAUUAGAAAAUCCCAAUUCUGAUACUGAUCUCCGGGUGGCUUUCACAGUGGUUCCUGGAUUCAAGAUAGGCAAAACUGUGAUACAGAGUCAAGUGUACUUGUCUCCGGUCAAGAUUUUUUAAGCGAAAAUGCAUUGCAUCGUGACUGAAGAACAUGUGCUCUUGGUUAUGGGAUCAUAGACUCAUAGCAUGGAGAAUCUGGCAAGAAUGGUGGUGUUUGCUAGCUGUUGGGUUACGAUUAGCUUCCUUUGCGGUGCUUUCUGGUAGGGCCAAGCACUGCCAAGCAUCAGGUUACAGCCAUAAAAUGCCAUAUUCUUUUAGCGAGGUGGGCUAAGAGCCUCAGGCCGUAGAUAGAAAUUCUGAGCGGUGAGAAUGGUUCACGAGUUGUGUGUAUAACAUUGCGUGCAUCUGUUUGUCUGCUAGCUAACUUGCAGUCCCUUUCUUCUCGUGACCAGAAGCUAAAUGACAACUCUAAUUGUGGUUAACCAUAUCUAUAGCCCAUCUUCUUGUUUCCUGCAUUGAACUUGAACCCCUAUGGUCCCAUGUAUAUUUAGAUUUACUAAAAAUGAAGAAGAUUUUGGAACUGGAAGCUGUCUCCUAUUAAGAGGGUGCAAUAACCCACGUGGGAGAUAUAAUGAACGAUGUAGAGUUGAAUGAAUGAAUGAAUGAAUGAGACAGGCUCCAACACUUCAAUGCCGAA